Molecule: messenger RNA, 1728 nt
Organism: Kuraishia capsulata CBS 1993
Lineage: Eukaryota; Fungi; Ascomycota; Pichiomycetes; Pichiales; Pichiaceae
Exons: 1
Coding region: 1-1728 (575 amino acids)
Biological process (GO): protein histidyl modification to diphthamide
Molecular function (GO): diphthine-ammonia ligase activity
Source: RefSeq, a predicted model, not a curated record
AUGAAAUUUGUCGGCUUGGUCUCAGGAGGAAAGGACUCCAUAUUCAACAUCCUCCACAGCAUACGACAGGGCCAUGAGCUUAUAGCCCUAGCCAACCUCUACCCUUCUUCUGGAAAAGACGAGAUUGAUUCCUUUAUGUAUCAAACUGUGGGUCAUGAUGUGGUUUCAUUGUACGACAAAUGCACCGGAUUGCCGCUGUAUCGCCGCGAGAUCAGUGGACUGUCCGAAAAUGUGCAACUGGAAUACUCCAGGACUGCCAAUGACGAGACUGAAGAUCUGCUGGAGCUUCUCAAAGAGGUGAAGGAAAACCAUCCAGAUGUUGAAGGUGUGAGUUCAGGUGCUAUUCUGUCAAAUUAUCAGAGAAAUAGAGUGGAAUAUUGCUGCUCCAAACUCGGGCUUAUUUCGCUGGCAUGGCUAUGGCAAAUGGACCAGAGCGAGCUGAUGGGUCAGAUGUGUGAUGUCGAGUCGAUGGAUGCCCGUAUCAUCAAAGUGGCUGCUUUCGGAUUGAAUAUAAAACAUCUUGGAAUGAAGUUGCAGGAGAUAUAUCCCCAUCUGUUGAGUCUCAAUGACAAAUUUGGAAUUCACGUUUGUGGAGAGGGUGGAGAGUUUGAAACUCUGGUUUUGGAUGCCCCAUUUUUCACGGAGGGUUACCUUGAAUUGGUAUCACAAGAAAUGGUUGAUCAUGGUAGUGAGGUGUGGUUUUUGAAGAUGAAGGUCAGGUUUGUGGAAAGGAAGAAGGCAGUUGAUGAUUUCAGCACUGUUGUCGCUCCACCAUUACUACAUGGACCGUUUGUAGAAUACCCUGUUGACAAAUUUGUUUCUACACAAAAACCGGUUCACAAUCAAGUUCUGCCAUUGAACCUUCAAUCAGAUGAAGAUCAUGUCUUUAUUUCAAAUAUUUCGUCCCAGGGUGAGACUUUGGAAAGGCAGGUGCUUGAUGUCUUUGUUGCUCUGUCUACUCAACUCCAGAAACAUGGGAUCGAAUUUUCGAACAUCCAAUCGUCGAUUCUACUUCUCCAAUCAAUGAAAGAUUUUGCUGCUAUCAACACCAUUUACUCCUCAUAUUUCACGACACCGCUUCCACCUGCAAGAAUCUGUGUCGAGACCAAUCUUGCCCGGUCCACUAAACUGCAGCUCUCAGUGGUAGCAUUGAAAUCUUCAAAAUCCGGUGUCCACAUACAAAGCAGGAGUUACUGGGCUCCCUGUAACAUUGGACCAUAUUCACAAGCGGUUUCUGACUCUGAAGGAGUUACAAUGAUCAGCGGUCAGAUCCCUCUGGUUCCUGCUAGUAUGGCUCCCAGCCCGCAGGAGCUGGAGAUUGGACUGUCACUACAACAUUUUGAUAGUGUUAAAAAACUGGUGGCCGCAAAUAAGGAUCAGGCGGUUAUAUGCUUUAUCGUUGAUACUGCUUAUAUCCAAUCAGUUCUACAAUGCUGGAAGAGCUACGGAGGAGAUGAAAAAAGGCUUAUCAUAGUGCAGGUCUCCUCGCUUCCGCGUGGAGUUGGGGUAGAAUGGGGCGGGUACUCCACUAAGGGCCAGGACGGUUUUUUGGAAGUGGAAUUUUUUGAGCAGACCAUUAACACCUCAGAUGACUACCAUUACACUGUUUUUCACAACCCGACCCAGCCUAUCGCUAUCGAUAUUCCCUUUUGCUCGGUCCCGGUCUUAUCAGUUUGGAAGUGCGCUACUCAAGUCCACGCCGCAGCCAUCAAGAGAUACCUCUUAUAG